AUGCCACGGACACUCUUGUGUUCGCGCGUGCGUGGCUUACUUAUAGCACACACCUAUGCAAACAUUGCAGAAGAACUGAAUGAGCUGCAUUUGCAUGAUUCCUCUAGUGUAAUCUCCUUCUUUCAGCUGGAAAUUAUUUCCAAUGAAGGCUUCAAUCUGUUUGGCUAUGGUGGUAAAAGAAAAAUGAAGUUGGUUACUGGAAAUGGAACAUUCCACAUUGAAAGUGAGGAAACGUUACUCUUACCCGGUGGUCCCGGACGAGAAUCGAACUUUCUUGCGGAACUGCUGAGCGCAAUCAACCAACUCAUUCCAAAGCCAUCUCGGUGA
Ostertagia ostertagi is the source of this 327-nucleotide messenger RNA. The record is from the annotation of a GenBank genome assembly. Lineage: Eukaryota; Metazoa; Nematoda; Chromadorea; Rhabditida; Trichostrongylidae.